Molecule: messenger RNA, 453 nt
Organism: Paramecium sonneborni
Lineage: Eukaryota; Ciliophora; Oligohymenophorea; Peniculida; Parameciidae
Source: the annotation of a GenBank genome assembly
AUGAAUAGAGAGGAUUUGAUAAUUUUAGAUUAGAUUCGAAAAGUUAUAAAGACUAAUGCUAAACAAAAUUACGAAACUGAUAUGGAGGAAACUAAAGAUGAUGGGGAUACAAAUUCUUCAAUAUCUAAAUAAUAAGCAAGUGAAGAGUCAUUAAGUAUAAUUUAUGAUUCAUUGGAAUCAUUUUAGAUUACAAGUUUAAUGUUUUUGGCUAACUACAAUUCUUAGAGACAGCGAAACAGAUUAUUGGCUAGUAGUUCAAAUUCAGAUUUAUAGUUUAAGUUUAAGUUCAAAUCAGACAUCUGAGAGUGAAGAAGAUGAAGAAAGGAAAGAAAACUUAUCUAUAUCAAUUUCUGAAUGAUUUAUAAUUAUUUUAUCAGCUUUUAUCGUGCAACAACAAAUUCAUUAUGGUAAUUGUAAUUUGUAUUCAUUUUCUAGAGAAAUAGUUGCUAUUGA